AUGGUAGUCGAUGACAAACGGAGAUCCCUCAUAGUAGCCACAGCAGGUCACUUCUUUGGUGUGAACUUGGAAGACGAACAAACUAUCAAGGACGAAGAAUCGGUGCUUGAUAAUUUCCUGGAUAGAUCCACGUGUAGAACACUUUGUGCACAACCGGAUACUGAGUACGAAGGAACGUCAUUGAAGCUCAGUAAUGAAUUACCUGUUGGCAGAAAUACCUUGGUCUUCUUCAAGGUAAAAGAGGCGCCAGUGACAGAAACAAAUUUCCACGACCUCGUUCACGUGACUACAACAGGCAGCGGCAAAGGAUCAACCUUAGUCGAGGCUCUUCGUCAAGUAUGGGUACCCACCCUUCGAUCUUCCGGUCUCGAUUCUUCGUAUCUGAAGAAGUUGGAGGAGAACCUGCUUGGUUCAUCAGCCACGACUUCGGUUUUCGAGGAGGAGGAUUAUUGGAGAAAGAGAUGGGAAGACGCGAAACGUUCGCACGAUAGAACGAUCUUUGCAGAAACCGUGAAAACGUUGAAAAGCAUCAGGGCGGAAUUAGAGAGUGCGGCGGUGUCCAGGGAUGGAUUGAUCGGGGUGGAGGAUGCUGUCGAGGCAGUUUCGGGAUACGUGGACGAUUUAUGGAAAUUAGGGGAUGCUGUGUACUCGGAAGAGCGUAUGAAAUCUUUUCUGAACGUCAUCGGGGAUGAGGUGGUUUCCCUUGUGCAAAAUACAAUCGACGAGAUCCGAGUGCCGGAUGAUCGAGUGAAGAUCGAAGCGAUAUUAACAGGUGCGGAGAUCUGCGAAAAGUGGGCAAAUAUGGCAGAGAGAUUUACCACCUUGUUUUGGCCUCAUCACUCGCUGCAUUCCUGGAAGGGUGCGAGUUAUGUUCCUGAAAGGUGUUCACGAAUUGGCAAACGACUUAGAGAGAUUGCAGAAUUACGUGCUCAGUAUCGACAACUAACCAGACUUCUAACACCCAGCGAAAGAUCUGGACUCGGUACAGAUUCCUUGAUGCAAUGUUUCGAUGACGUUAAAGUUGUCUUCAACGACGACGAGAAAAAUGUCGAUUGGAAUCGACUGAAAAAAAAAAUCGAAGAAGGUUUAAUACCCGCUGAGGAUCGCGUUGCACAGAAACUGAAAUCGCAAAUUGCUGAUGCUACCACGCCUAAUUCAUUAUUGGCUGAAUUCCGACGAUACUUCGAGUUGAUGAAGAGGGACGGCCUGAAACGUGCUCUUCGAGGAGAACGAGAGGCACUGCUCUCUGCCUAUGCGGAUCUCAUUGAAAGUUGCCUGGCUGGUCCCGACACCGUCGACUUGUUAGACACCCCCAGAAUUCUUCAAGAAGUCCAAUCCGCAAGGUCAGCCGAGCUCCGUCUGGAAAGUUUAAACAAAUUAGGCAAAGAACUACUAUUAGACCUCCCUGGCUACGAAGAGGUCUCCUCAAGAGUAACAACAGCGCAAAAGGACGUCGAGAAGAAGAGACAAAGCCUCGUCGACACUUGGACAGAGGAAACGAAAGAGGCGGUGGAAAGAAAUGAAUUAACCUUGGGCACCGACUCAGCAGUGGUGGAGUUAACGGGAACCAGUAUGAUGAGGGUAACAUACGAUCCCAGACUGAUGACCUUGAUUAGAGAAGCCAGAGCUCUGUCGAGUCAAGGUAUCGAACUUCCACGAGAAGUUAGGGACCUCGUUGAGAGGGCAGGGUCACUGGCGGGUCGUGCUCGAGCUCUUCAACAAGUUGCCACUUUCCAUAACACCAUCGGCGAUCGCAUGGUGCCGUCUCAGCGACCUUUGAUGCUGACGACCGCCUUGGAGCUGGCUCGAGCUGUUCAGGAACAGAACGGGGUUGUUUGGUCCGAUCCUCAGGCGGUUGAUGCUUAUACUGCCAGAUUGAAGGAACUGGUAAGAAAGUUUGCGCAACAAAACUCCGAGCUGGCAGCAAAACACAACUUGCUCCGAGAUCUCGUGUCCAAUUUGCUAAAAGGAGACACUGUUAAUUUGAUUGGAAAUUUCAACACAUGGAAAGAGACAUUAAUGAACAUGAGGACGACUGUCGAUACGGUGGAGGCUGAAUACGGGAACACGACAGCGUGGAAAUUGCAUUGGGACCGACAAUUGUUAAAAGCCUUAGGUGUAGCUUACAGAGGAGCGUUGCCGACUUUGCUGAAGAAGUUAUCGGAAAUUAAAGUGGAACUGACGUUUCGGGAUGGAUGUUUGCAAUGGCGACCGCCGCUCGAGGAGAUACGAGCGAAAUUGUACUCGUCGAUUCGUCGAUCGCUGUCGAUCCCCAUGAAUUUCAGAGGCGUCGGAGACGCGGCGGAAGCACAUUUUAGCGACCUCAUUCAAAGGAGCGGCUAUCUCUUCGGCGGCGUCUACAAACAGGCCGAAAUUGCGCUUUCCGCUCUGGAAACGCUUCGAAUGAAAUGGCUGUAUUUGGCUGCCCCAGCGAAAAUCGAUGUUGCUGAACGGUUGAAAGGACGAUCACCACAGGAAUGGACAAGGGCCUUCAAAGACGCCAAACAAUGGGCACAAGAGGUGGGCAGAUUACGAGGUAACGAGGUGAAAAUUUGGUGCAUCAGCGUGGACACAGCGACAACCAGGAACGAUUUAGAAUCAGCUUCGCGUCGUUACUGGGAACGUCUCUGUUCCGAUUUAAGGGUGGAAGCCUCAUCGAGAUUAGUGGCAAUCGUAGAAUUUCUUUCAUCAGCGUCCAAGGAACUCGAACGAAGACCUCGAAACGUGGAGGAAGUCGGAGUAGCUUAUGAAGCUCAUGCACGAAUCGAAGAGCAAUCUUCUGGCAUGGCCGAGGAAAUGGACGCCAUUGUUGGUCUUUCUAAAGUACUCGCUGCAUGGACUAGCGAGAAACUUGAAGGUGUCAGUGCAGCGUACACAGCAUGGCAGGACCUAACCGACCGCCUAGAGCGCCACAAAACAGUAAUAAGUCGAGAACUCGAGGACGCGAAAGUGAACCUACGACACAGAGCAGUAGCCCUGCGAGACGAGAUCGAAAGAUGGCAAGCAAAAUGGACGUCCAAGCCAGAGAUCCCCAGUUUGGACUGGGUCAUCUCCAUGCGAGAGAGAUGGACGAACCUAAAAGAACAACAAGAUGUCCUGAAAAACGACUGUCAAAGAAUCGGUCUGAACGUCGACGACAUUCUAGAGGACAACGAAGAAAGUAUGAAGAAACUGGAGCUGCAACUAGACCUGGAGGAGUCGAACUGCAGAUUCCAGGCAGAGUUUCUGGAGGAGUUGAAGAACCAGGAGGAGGAAGAGUGGACCGUCGCGAGGAGGAGGCUACCCAGACUGCACGAUUGGCUCGAUUCCUGGGAAAAUAGGAUCAGAGUUCAGUUAAAGGAUGAAUCGAUGAAGAAGGAUAGUUUGGAGAUGGAUACGUUUGUGGGUAGAAAAGUGCGCGAAGUUAGGGCUGGUAUAGAGUGGUUGCAACUUUUACGGGGGGAUGAGAUCGCGGAGGAACAUUGGGGAGAACUAAUGCCGCUUUUGGAUUUGAAGAGCGUGAAGAAUGCGAGGGAUAUCACGUUGGGUCAUCUGUUUCGCGCUGUUGACAAGAUUCAAGAGAACACGGAAAAGAUAAAGGAAAUAACGAAAAGAGCUGCGGCAGAAAGUGGUAUUCGUCAAGGGUUGAUGGAACUAGAGUCCUGGGAAGCAUCGUCUUAUCUUCAAAUUCAGGAAGCAAAAGAUAGUAGGAAUGCUAGUAUACUUCUUGUUGAUGAUUAUGGCAGCUUACUAGCCAGGGCAGGUGAACUGAGGUUACUACUGGAGGGUGUGAAAGGAGCCGCAGGAUACGAGAGAUUCGCGACAAGGGUUGCAAGAUGUGAAGCAGGAUUGUACGAAGUUGAAGAGAGAAUAAAAGUCUUGAGCACGAUACAAAGAAAAUGGGUAUAUUUAGAACCAGUUUACGAAGGAGGGGCAGCUCCAAAUGAUACUGGGAGGUGGUCGAGGGCUAACAAAGAAUUUAGGUACUUAAUGGGAGAGGUAUCCCGAGAUCCAAGGGUAUCUUCUUUGAGACGGCUUCCUCUUUCAGCUUUUGCAAACUUGAAGGACCUCCUCGAUCGAUGCCAGAGAAGCCUCGAUGAAUAUUUAGAGGAGAAACGAUCAUCCUAUCCGCGUCUGUACUUCCUCAGCGACGAAGACCUUUUGGAAUUAGUGUCAGCCAGUGGACGAGGCUUGGAAACUCAUCUACCGAAAUUGUAUCAGGGCGUCGGCUCGAUAAUAAAGGACGAUAAUGGACUGACGGCCGUAGUGUCGCCAGAAGGUGAAAUAUUACAGUUAUCCAACCCCGUCGAUCUUCGCGAUCCAUUACCACGAUGGUUGAGCAACCUGGAAGAAGCUAUGAAAAAUGCUCUUCGACAAAGCUUGGAGAAAUGUUUGGUUGACGUUACUCCUGAUCCAUCUGCCUAUCCAACUCAAGUUUUGCUACUGGCGGAGAGGAUUCGUUUCACGGAACGCUGCGAGGCGGCUUUAAAGGAAGGUCGAUCGGCUUUGAAGAAUUUGGUUGAAUAUCUGGAGACACAAAGAGCGAGAUACAGAGGCUUGGAAGAUGCUGGUGACAAAUUGACGGCAUUGAAAGCACGUGGCCUUCUUUUGGACGUUGUUCAUCAUCUGGAGGUAGCUAGGAGCCUUUUGAACGUCACUCUUCGAGAGGAAAGCGCCGUUUGGACCUGGCAGAGACAACUAAGAAGCUAUAGAACUAAUAAAGGACCAGUGGUGCGUUGCGCUGCAGCAGAGUUUCCGUACCGCUUCGAAUAUCAGGGUGCAGCGGUCGGUUUGGUUCAAACACCAUUGACUGAAAGGUGUUUCUUGGCUCUCACUCAAGCCAUGAAACUUGGUUUGGGUGGAAGCCCAACUGGGCCAGCUGGAACUGGAAAAACUGAAAGCGUCAAAGCACUUGGAGCUAUUCUGGGAAGACUUGUGUUAGUCUUUAAUUGCGAUGAGGGAAUGGACACCGGAAGCAUGCGACGAAUUCUUGGCGGUUUAGCUCAAGCCGGUGCAUGGGGUUGUUUCGACGAGUUCAAUCGCCUCGAGGAGGAAACCCUAAGCGCUGUGGCGAUGUUGGUCAGGCCUCUUCAAGAAGCUGUUCGCGAUAGUUCACCUCAAGUUUUGUUAGGCGACCAGAAAGUGAAUCUCGACCCACAUUGUUGCGUGUUCAUCACGAUGAACCCUGCAGGCUCAGAAUACGGUGGACGUCGCAAGCUGCCAGAUUCUUUGGCUCGGCUGUUCAGACCCAUCGGAAUGGCUCAUCCGGAUAGAUCUGACAUCGUGAAAACUUUAUUGGAGUGUGCUGGAUUUUUGGAUGCUUCGAUGCUCGCGAAACAACUUGUGGAAGCGUUUGAUAUCGCGGAGAUUCUUCUUUCUAAUCAGCCGCAUUAUGAUUGGGGACUUAGGACGUUUAGAUCUGUGCUCGAUGCCAUUCCGGUGAGGUCAGAUAUGGAUGAGACUAGCAGACUUGUAGCCGCGAUCCGUGCAUCAACGUUGCCUAAAUUGACAGCAGAAGACACUCCAAAGUUUCUUUCGUUGUUAGAAGACGUAUUCCCGAAGGUGAAUCCUUCAACGUCCACAUUUAUCGAAAGACAGGAUUUGCAGAACGUGUUGAUGGAGCUUUGCGCUGAUCAAGAAUUUGGCAAAGAAACGGCAAACAGAUGCAUUCAGUUAAAUGAUCAAUUGAGAAGCAGAACCGGUGUAGCCAUUGUGGGUCCACCAGGAAGUGGCAAAACAAUUAUCAGGAAAUUGCUGUGCGAUGCGUUGACGAAAAUCGGUGAAACUGUUGUGCAGUUUCAUGUGUUUCCUGGCGCUAUGCCCAAGUCGAGGCUUCUAGGAAGAGUUGAUCCUCAAACGAGGGAAUGGAAAGAAGGACUUCUAUCUAGCGCAGUGGCAUCAGCUGGUGAUUCGACAACUUGGAUCAUCUUCAACGGCGACGUCGAACCAGAUUGGGCCGAAGCUUUGAAUUCUGCUUUGGACGACAAUCGAUUGCUAACUUUACCCAACGGCGUGGGUGUGAAACUUGGUUCAGGAACAAAAUUUAUCUUCGAAACACAUAAACUUGAUGGUGCCAGUCCAGCAACAGUUUCGAGGUUAGGGGUCGUUCACUUAGGUACCAUAAGUCCAUCUUCAUUGCUGAUAUCAUCGCGAUUGAGAACACUUCCUGAAGCAGCGAAGGAAGUGACAAAUUCUCAUCUUUGUCUUUGUAUCGAGGAGUGUUUGAAGAUCAAUGCAGACGUUUCUUCAGCACCGGGUUUGAUGAAUUCUGCACUCUGCCAUUUAAUGAACGCUCGAACUCACACUUCGGCUUCCUAUGGUCUGCUGGCGUCUUUAUGCAGUCAAAUAGAAGAUGAAAAUCAGAGAAACGAGCUGGCACGCUUUAUUUAUCAAUCGACAGAUUGCUGGUGUCCAAAUCCACAGAAACCAUGUUAUGUUUUGUAUAACGAGGAUAUUGAUCGAUUGGAAGAUGCAGGGGAGGCUGAUCGAGCGAUUGACACUGAAGAUGGCCCUAUUUGUCUUUCAGGCGCAAUGAAAGGGGCGUUAUCAUCCGUUUUACCGUGGAUCAAGAAUAAUCAGUCCAUCAUGAUAAGGGGUCCAGAUGGUUGCGGGAAAAGUGCCUUGAUAUCUGUCAUACUUUCUUCCAUUCGGAGCAACGAGCCAUCGACUUUGAUAAAAGGUUCAUCCCUCUACGGACCCCAGGACCUUGUGAUGAAAUUGAAAAGGGGUUGCGUUCAAUUGAAUUCAUCUUCCCACGGACGAACGUACAAACCCAGGAACGGAUCGAGGGUCGUGUUAAUCCUGGAAGAUCUACAUCUUGCAUCAAAGCAGUUACAAGAGCUGGUGCGAGAGUUGAUGCAAGAAGGAGGAUUUCACGAAGAAGAUUUAGAAUUCGCUAGAGUGCCUUUGACCAUUAUAUGCACUGCUGAUGAAACGAGCAGAUUGCAUCCGAGACUGGAAGCGCUUUUGUGUACUCAUUAUCUACCAUAUCCAAGUUCGAAAGACAUCGCAGCCAUUUUGGAGCUUCAUCUAAAGAGUUCCUUGAAAGGGAAUAACACCGUGAUCGAAUCUUGGAUCGCACAGAUGGUACCAGUUAUGCUCGAAGCUUUUAAAUCGAUCAAAUCUUCUCAUGGAAACGUUUGGACUCCCAAGGAUUUGAUUUUGUGGGCAGAUAGCUUGAAAUAUUAUCCUUCGCCAGAAAAUGAAACGAAUAUUACGGAGUAUUUGCUGGAUGCUGGAAGAAGACUGUUUAAUCCAAGACUGACGUCGAAGGACCAAUCCCGGUGGGAAUCCAUAAUCCUCUCGAAGACGUUGAAAACCCUGAUGCCAGGAAGCGACGUGUACAUAUGGAAACGCGGGAACAACGGGUUACUUCCGUCGGACGAGGAACAGUGGCGGAAUGAGAUAAUUAACGCUGCAGCGAGAUGUGCCAGAGAAGGCGAUCCUGUGCAAGCAUCGAUUUCAUCUCACCUGUUGCGCACUGUGGCCGGAUUGAGCUGGGCUUUCGGAACGAACUUACGAGGUGUAAUUCUAAUUGGACGACCUGGAGCUGGAAGAAAGUCGGCAGUGAGACUCGUUGCUAACUUUUCGUCUCUUCGAUUACUGGAUUCUGGACCUGGUCGUGGUCGAGCAUCGAUGAAAACUGCAGUUCAGCUGGCUGGCAUUGAUGGAGAACCUACAUUGCUUUUGCUGGAGGAGCAUCAUAUGAGAGAGGAUGGAUUGGCUGUGUUGGCGAGUGCAAUUGUAUCCCGAGGAGAACUUCCAGGUUUAUUUACAGUAGAAGAACUCGACGGUUUAAUAGCGCCGUUGGCUGACGUGGCGAGACGAGAAGAUUUUUCGGGAACGUUGGAACAGUACCUGUAUCAUCGUUUACGAAAUUACCUCCGUGUCGCAAUAAUCCUGGACACCAGCGAGAUGCGUUCAUCAUGGCUACCUCGUUCCGGGCUCCUCAGGAGCUGCGUCCUGAUCGGUCCAGGCAUAAACAAUGAAUGGUGGACCUGGGAGAGUUCGUUGAUCGACUUAGCCUGCAGACAAAAUGGCGUGGAUCCCGAAGAAGCCAAUGAACAAGCGGGUAUCAAAGUGAUGGUGAAGGCGCAUCUUCAAGCACCUCGACAGCAACAAGCUCCAGCGAGAUUCUUCGCGUUGUUGCACACCUGGAAGCACUUACACGUGUCCUGGAGCGAGGAGGUGGAGCAGAAAUUGAACAGCCUCGAAGCUGGCAUCGGAAAAUUGAAAGAAGCCGGCGAACAAGUGGCUAAGUUGGAGGAUGAAGUCUCGAAGCAACGUCAAGAGCUGGAGGCUGAACAAGGUCGAGCUAACGCAGCCCUCGAGCAAAUAACAGCCACCAUGCGAGGAGCCACAGGUCAAAGAGGAGAGAUGGUGAAUUUAAAAGCAGAAACCGAACGCGAGAGUGCAGAGCUUGCACGUAGAAAGGCGGAUAUAGAAGGAGAAUUAGGAAAGGUAGAGCCAUUAGUGGAACAAGCAGCUCAGGCAGUGGCUGGUAUUAGUGCUGAUGCAUUAGCAGAAGUUCGUUCUCUGAGAGCACCUCCAGCCCCAGUUAGAGAUGUUCUGGAAGGGGUUCUUAGAUUAAUGGGUAUAAAGGACACGUCUUGGAACAGCAUGAAGACAUUCCUGGCGAAACGAGGGAUUAAAGACGAAAUUAGAACGUGGGACGCGAGGAGGAGUACACCAUCGAGUCUGGAGGCUGUUGCCAAGUUGGUCAAGGAGCGUCCAGAUAGUUUUGAGGAGAAAACCGCGAAACGAGCUUCGGUUGCCGCUGCGCCUUUGGCUGCGUGGGUCCUUGCGAAUCUUCAAUAUGGCCAAAUUCUUCAGCAAGUGGCGCCUCUGGAGCGCGAACAACGGCAACUUGCUGAACGUCUGUCAGCAGCCGAAGCUCAGAUCGGCAAAUUGGAAGCCGGAUUGAAUACAGUAGAGAGUCGCGUUGCUCAGCUUCAAGAACAACUCGCAGAACACUCGAGGGGUGCAGCUGCUCUUCAGCUGCGAACAGAGGCAACAGAGGCAAGACUAGCAACUGCCAGGGCAUUGUUACAGAAAUUGGACACCGAACAUCGUGAUUGGCAAACGCAACUAGAAGAAUUAACUGCCAGAAAGGAGAGAUUGGAUGUUGAAGCUGCUAACGUGGCAUCUUUACUGGUUUAUGAAGAUCCCGGAAGAGACGACAAAUGGAAGAAAUCCGCCAUCGAUCUCCUCAUAACCGAAAGAGAAAGACUGCUCUGGCGAGCGCAGGGUCUACCAGUGGACACCGGAAGCCUAGUCGGCGCAUCCUGCGCCCUGAGAGGUCCACUGGUCCCCAUAUUCGUCGAUCCAUCAGGAUUAGCAGUCUCCUGGUUGAGAAACAACGUUGGUUCCCGAAUGGAAAUCACGAAACCAGAGGAUGCCAAGUUCCUCACCACUUUGGAGAUGGCUGUGAGAUUUGGAAAGCCGUUGCUGGUGGAGGAACUUGUGCAAUUCCCGUCGAUAUUAUUGCCGCUGUUACGAAGGCGUCCUCUGAGACUGGGCGAGCGAACUUUACCUGCUCCUCAAGGCUUCAAACUGUUCCUGGCCACUAGACGAGACAAAUUGGAUGGCUUCCCGAAGGAAGUUGACGCGGUGCUCUUCAAGAUCGCACUAGGGGCGGGCAGCAAGAGCCUCGCAGAGAGGUUCGUCGAAAAAGUUUUGUUAAAGGAGACACCUGAGCUGGCGACACAAAGAAAGGAGGCGUUAGAACGGGAAGAAAAAUUAUCAGGAGAACGGGACACGGCAAGAUUGGAUCUGUUGGCGCAGCUGGCUACAGCCAGAGGUCAAGAUCUUCUUCAGGAGUCUGAAGGAUCUCAAGGAGGGCUUUUGUCGUCGUUGCAGGCCACUCAAUCAAAAGCCAAAGAAAUCGCGGCGGCCCUCCAGGAAAGUCGACGAAGCUUCGAAGACGUUACCAGGAGAGCCAAAGAGCACGAGAAGUUAGCAAAAUUCGCAGCCAGUUUAUACAAAACGGUGAAAGCACUGACAGCUUUGAGUCCUCUAUACGUAUUUUCUGCGGAAGCAUUCACCGACAUUUAUUUGGAAGCGGAAAGUUACAGAGGUUCAAUACUCUCCGAGGACAAGAGGGAACAAGACAAAGCAAUCGAAAAACGAUUAAUAAGUUUGACUCUGCAUUACUGCUCGAAAGCGGUGUACAGAAAGCACCGUCUCCAGCUGGCUCUACAAUUAGCCCUCUCCCUGAACUCCGUGCCAGAUGCCGAACAGAGAUUCCUGUUGGAAGAAGUUCCAUUAAACGAUGACGAAGACCCUGAUUAUAAGGUUCCCGAUUGGAUCCCCGAAGAACGACGUUUAUCUGUUCGAUCUCUGGUGUCAUCGUUCCCUCAAAUAGCCGCCAGAAUGAAGCCGGCGUGGUUGAACGACGUCAACAACAUCUACGCUGAGAAUGGAUUAACCACGUUCCAGAAAAUUUUACUGAUAAAAACUCUGCGUCCAGAUUAUCUGCACACGGCGCUCUCGAAACUAGCCGCCGAAGUAUUAGGUGUGAAGGAUUUGUCACCUCCUAAUUGGUCCCUGAGGAAAAUUGCGGAACAGGAAACGUAUCCUGUGCUGUUGCUGCUGUCGCCAGGAGCGGACCCUGGAUCGGAACUUAGGGCACUGGCGAAUAAUCAGGUGGCAUCGGCUACGGGGUUCAUUGAAGUGUCUUUGGGACAAGGUCAAGUUGCUCAGGCUGAACUUGCUCUGGAAAAUGCUUGUCGGAAUGGUAGUUGGAUACUGCUCAGCAAUCUGCACCUGGCCUUGAAUUGGCUGCCCCGUUUGGAGAGUCUCUUACGAUCGCCGAUGUGCACCACCACCAAAAACCCCAGCACGAGAAUUUGGUUAACCACCGAGGAAUGUUCCGGUUUCUACCCGAGUCUGGCUGGUCUGUGCUCGAAGCUGGCGUACGAGCCCCCGGAAGGUGUGAAGAGGAACGUGAAGAGGUCGUUGCAGCAACUACAGCAGAAACAGAAGAACGCGAACGUCGCCGGCACAGUUUUGUUGUCCUGGCUUCACGCGAUUCUUCAGGAACGUCGAAAGUUCGUUCCUCAAGGAUGGAUCAGGUCUUACGAGUGGAACGAGGCGGACUUGGAGGCUGCUUACGAGUUGAUAGUCAAAGAAACGAGUUCGAGCAUGGGCAGAGACAAGGAUGGCGGCUGGCAGACAGGAAGGGGACUGCUGGACGUGGCGGUUUAUGGUGGUCGCAUUCAGGAUGAGUACGACAGCAGAGCGCUGUGCUCGAUCGUUAGGGAUAUUUGGUCAGUCGAGGUGUUUGAGGGUCGACGGAAGUUGGCGGGAGUUUUGAAGAUUGCGGGGAAUUCGUUUGAGGAUAUGAUUAGGGCUUUGGAGAACCUUCCUGAUAGUGAUUCGCCUAAGGAGUGCUUUGGACUGCCGGCUAACGCGCAUAGGGCUUGGGAACGGGCGGCGGCUGAAGCAGUGCUGGCGCAUUUGAAAGGUGUUUUAAUCAAAGUGUCGCACAGUGACGAAAAGCACAACAGAACGAUAGAAUCAAAAAUCCAAAAAGAUCUGAAGGAAUUAAUAGAUCGUCAUGGUUCGAUCUUUGGAUCAUCGAUUUACAUAGAAAAUGAUGGAAAAUACGAUCAAUUGCAACGUUUCUUUGUCGAUGAGAUGAAUCUGACUAAGAAAACACUGAAUCUUGUUCGAAAUGAUGUGGAAACAUCUCGUUUGGAGGACUCUAAGACUCCAAAACACUGGAUGGAAGAUUGGAAAUAUGGACCCAAGGAAAUAAUACCUUUCGUUAAAGGACUGUUAUCCAAAUACCAAACCCUCGAAUCGAUUGUGUCGAUUUCUUCAACCGUGAUCGAUAUCUCGCGUUUGGUUAGACCGCGCGCGUUUCUCACUGUUCUAAAACAACAUACUGCGAGAGAAACGGGUCAACCUUUAGAAAAUCUUCGACUUCGAGUGAACUGGUUCGAAAAUCAUAGAAACAAAGACUGGAAGGUGUCGAUGGUCAUCGAUGGACUAUUAAUAUCAGGUGCAUUGAUCGAAGAGGGUGUCCUCAGGGAUCUAAACGCGAACACAGCAUCCGUUAUAGCAGCACCUAGCUGUCAAAUCGCAUUUUUACCCGAAGAUUACUCCGAAGAGAACGCCAGCUACAAAGCAAUGGGAGAUCGCUUAGGAAAUUACGGCGCUGAAAAUACUCUUAACAUUCCAGUGUACGCGAAUUCACAGAGGGAAAUGCUGAUUUGCUCGCUUCCAGUUGGAUGCCCUAAAGAGGAGCACGAUAAUUGGUUACGUCGAGGUGUCGCAUUUCACUUGAAAUUAAUUUAACUUGUACUUAUGUGGAAUUAUUAGUGCGUAGUUUAAUUGUUAUUAUAAAAAAAAAAUG
This is a messenger RNA of Megachile rotundata (alfalfa leafcutting bee), 12337 nucleotides long. It is a transcript of the gene btv, whose product is annotated as dynein cytoplasmic heavy chain beethoven. Gene Ontology annotation, biological process: microtubule-based movement. Lineage: Eukaryota; Metazoa; Arthropoda; Insecta; Hymenoptera; Megachilidae. Gene Ontology annotation, cellular component: dynein complex. The record is from RefSeq and is a predicted model, not a curated record. Gene Ontology annotation, molecular function: ATP binding; ATP hydrolysis activity; dynein light intermediate chain binding.